AUGACAGAUAUAGCAGAUAUAGGAUCUCCGAUAUUGAAGCUCCCGGAAGACGUUCUCAGGGACAUCUUUGCGAUAAACGGCAGCUACGACGAACUCAUUGCGGCCAGGCAGAAAGGACCGGAGCUUGAACGAGUUUUCGAUGAACCGGACACGGACCCUUCAGUCGAGUUGAGCCAAUUCGACCUCCAUCCGCUCACCACAAUUCGGCGUGCGUCGCAGGUAUGCGCGUUUUGGCGCCAUAUCAUCCUACAUUACCCGGGAUUAUGGGGAGGCCUCAUAGACAUUGAGUUUAUCGCAAUUCGCAGUCAGCAAGCAUGGGCCGAAGAAAUUUUGCGUAGAGCCGGAGAUAGCCCAUUGACCGUUGUGGGCGCCGUCGCUAAUAGGACGCCAUCUCUAUUCCGGGUCCUCCUGUCGAAGCUCGUCACUGUCCACUGGAGCCAGAUCCGCCUUAUUGACCUCGACUUAGGGAAAUGCCUAGGUGCACUUACUUUCAUGGAGAAAGCAAUAUCCACCCAUACCGAGUGUCUCGAACACUUUUUGCUGAAGUACAACUUCGAUUUCAAACAUGGGGCGAAACUUUUCGACAAUGUGGCACCGUCGCUUCGAAGUUUUUGGCAUCAUGGACUUGGGUUCGAUGUGAACGCUCCGUGGAUGCGACAAUUACAGAGACUCUCCGUCCAGCUACGCGCCGAAGAUCUGCAAGCCUCCCGGUUAUCCGACUUCCUUAACGCUCUUACUCAUAUGUUCUCCCUCGGUUCAUUGGAGAUAACGAACGCCGCAGGAAAAGACCCCAAAUUUCGAGGAGACGUGGCUCUCUUGUCCUCUAUUAACCUCCCUCAAUUAAAGCACCUCUCAAUUACACACGACAUCAGAAUAUGCAACAUCAUUCUGAGCCACAUAGCCCCGACUGAAGAACGAAGGACUAGUGUAUGCGUGAUGAUUUACCAGUUCGAUGAAGCCGCAACCCUUGAGCUCGCCACUCAAGCAUCUUCGUAUGUAGGACGGUGCAAACGUCCCUUCAGUCCCUUGGUUUCCGUCACGCUCAAGACCUGGCGGUUUCGCAUUGUAGAACAAACAUCAAGCCGUCGAUCUUCACCUGGACCAGACCUCAACUUCCAGAUCAUCAAACAAAAGAGAAGAUCGUAUUCGGCAGACAUGGAACAUCUUUCCACAAUAUUUCUCAACAUUUUCGUAAACGGCAACUUUCAACCGACGACGUCGCUCAACUUCGAGAUAGUCGGAUUCCAAGGGGUCCUAACGAGCGCGUUCAACGAAUCCGCUCGGAGAUUUGUUCGCGCGUUUCAGUCACUGAAGGUCCUUCGUACAGAUGCCGUUGCGUUCACCGUGGUGGCAGAGCCUGGUGUCGUGCCCAGGUAUGAGGGUCAUCUUUGUUUCCCUCAUCAUCUCCAGGAACUCAGGCUCAUUGGAUUCUGGCUCGACGGAGGUCCGUUCGGAAGGGAUUUCGAUGACUAUUUCGGAAGCUUUUACCGAACAAACUACUCGGAUAAAGAAAGUGUGGAGGCAUUCGUCCUGGAUCUGCGUGUUGCUUGUAUGCUCGACCGAGAGGCAUUUCAUGCGUUGGAGGCGGAGGGGGUAGUGGUGCGAUAUCCUCAAGUCAGAGCCCAAGGAUAUUUCGAUUUUUUUACCUUUCUACCGACUUCGUUUGAGAAGACUGAAUCGUGCCGCUGCCUUGUUGCCGGAAAUGUUGAUAUUCGACAUGAAUAUACACUCUUGCACCGCCAACUCUAUUGGCCAUCAUCUACGUCCUUCGCAGAAGCUAUAUAUAAGAUUCUCCCUCUCCCCCAUCAUCAUCCUGCAAAUCCCGUGCGCGAAAUCCCGGGUAUAUUCACCGAUUUGGUAUUAAGCGCCCACGACCCGCGGAACCACGACCGGACUCCCAUUCCGCAGGCCGUUCCACCCGUAAUGGCGGCCUUAACAGAGUCACCGAUAUCCAUGCUCCCAGAAGAGGUCCUCAGAAUCAUCUUUUCGAUAAACGGCAGUUACGACGAACUCGUCUUAGCCAAGCAAGACGUAGCCGAAGCCGAAGAACGAGAGUCCGAUGAACCAGACACCCAACCUGUAAUCCAGUUGAGCCCAUUCGACCGACAUCCACUCACAACCAUCCGGCGUGCUUCGCAAGUGUGCAUGUUUUGGCGCAAUAUCAUUCUGCAUUAUCAAGGCCUAUGGGGAGGUCUACUCGAUAUCGAUUAUAUCGCAAGUUACGGUCGAGUUGAAUGGGCAGAAGAGAUCCUGCGGAGGGCUGGAGUUAGUCCGUUGACCGUUGUGGGUACCUUCUUCGGCGAGAUCCAGACUUUCAACGACAAUUUAAACGAAGUCGAUUCCCAAUCUGUACAUGCAACUGUCACCGCCUUCACCGAGGAAGCAGCAUCCACUCCGACUAAGCGCCUCCAGCACUUCUCCCUCAUUCACCGUUUCGACUUCGAAUCCGCUAAGAACUUCUUUUCCGGUUCAGUCCCCUCUCUCCGCACUUUUUCGUACGGACUCGGGUUUGAUUUGAACGCAUCUUGGACACACCAAUUACGAAGCCUAUCCCUCAACCUACGCGCAGCGGAUCUGCGCCACGGCCUCUUAUCUGACUUGCUGACCGCUCUUCCCCACACGCGCUCCCUCAGGUCGUUAAAGCUUAGUAAUUUUCAUUCAAAUCUACGCCUGCAGGGUGUCGACCCCGUCCUUCCUUGUAUCGACCUCCCGCAGUUAAGCGACCUCUCAAUCGAAGCCAACAUUCGACUGUGCAACUUGUUCCUGCGCCACAUCACACCAGCACGGGGUAGGAGAACAAUCAUACACGCCAGGAUUCCGAGUUAUACAAGAAAUUUAUGCCCUUUCGUGGACGAACUCGCGGUCCACACGUCGGCUUAUAUCCAGCAAUCUCCUUUCGGUCCGAGGGUUUCAUUCAGCCUGGGAAAGGGUUCAGAAGAAUUGCACUUCAUGGACCACCCGAGUCGCCGCCUUUCACAUGAACCGGCAUUCAAGCUAAGCUUAAGCUUUCCGAGAAGAGAAGCCACAGGAGUCAUCGACGGAGCCAUGAAAUUGCUCGCGUCUUUCGCACAUGGCGGUUUCGAAAGCACAAGAAAGUUGAUUUUAGAGAUAGGCUGGGGUGCGAUACGCGUUGAGGACUUCCAUGGCGCCACCCAACAAUUCUUGCGUGCGUUCCGCUCCUUAACGUCCGUCCAGGCAGACGCUUUCGGAUUCUUCGCCAUAUCUCAGGCAAUUUCGCGGUCGGAAAGGCCGCACAGCAUGCUUAAUAGCCUCCAGAAUUUCAACUAG
Messenger RNA from Cyclocybe aegerita, 3288 nucleotides. NCBI's taxonomy places the organism in Eukaryota, Fungi, Basidiomycota, Agaricomycetes, Agaricales, Hemipholiotaceae. The record is from the annotation of a GenBank genome assembly.